Messenger RNA from Centruroides sculpturatus (bark scorpion), 2605 nucleotides. Its product is annotated as spermatogenesis-associated protein 5-like protein 1. Gene Ontology annotation, molecular function: ATP binding; ATP hydrolysis activity. The record is from RefSeq and is a predicted model, not a curated record. The transcript has 10 exons. NCBI's taxonomy places the organism in Eukaryota, Metazoa, Arthropoda, Arachnida, Scorpiones, Buthidae. The coding region runs from base 147 to 2252 and encodes 701 amino acids.
GUUAUUUAAAUGUAGUUUCUUGCCAGGAAGGAGAUUAUUUAACUCAAAGAUGUCGUUUGAGUUUUUCGUUUAUUUUAGGAUUAGGCUUACGUGUUGGACAUUAUGUUUCUAUUACUUCUGAUGAUGGUUCUACGAGUGUAAUUUGUAUGUUACGUCCUUUGUAUGAAACAGAAUCAUUACGUGCUGUUGAAAUAGAUGAUACUGUCGUCAUAAAUCAUAAGUCCAUACGUAAGAGAUUAAAACACAUAAAAUAUCCUUCUGGAUUCACUUCACUUGACACGUGUUUAGUAAAGGACAUCAAAAUUUCUGUUGUUUUAAGCGACAUUAACGCAUCAUCUGAAUGGAAAAACGAAAAUUAUCAGUUAGAAUAUUGGAUAAAAUGCCUUAUUCAACAAUUUCGCAUUGUUAAAAAUUCUGUCAUAAAAUGUGCCAAUCAUCCUCUUACGGAGUUAUGCAAAUUUCAUGCCAUUAUUAUUGAAGAUCUGGACUGCAAUGAAAAUUAUGUAGGAAAAGUCAAUGAACAGACUAAUAUUUCUGUAAAUAAAAUCAUCAGUAAAGAGUGGUACGAACUAAAUCAAUGUGUCGAAGAGAUCCCUCUGGGAGGUUUACGGAAGGAAUACGAAAUUUUAAAGCAUAUAAUUACUAUCUCGACUAAUAAUUUUGAAUCAAAUCCCACUGGUAUAUUAUUAAUUGGACCUUCAGGAACAGGAAAGUCAACAUUAGUGAAAAAAGUUUGUUUGGAUUGUAGAGCACCUUUAAUUAAAAUUGGAAUAUCAAACUAUUGUAUAUCUGGAGAAAGCAAAAAUGAAAAUGAAUUAAGGAAAAUAUUUAGUCAGGCUGAGACGUUGUGUGAAGAGGGCCCUUGUGUCCUGUUGGUGGAUGAGAUUGAAUUAUUUUUUAAUAAGAAAAGUAGUAAAAACUGCAAGCCUCAGUUGCGUUCUCUAAUAGAUAAUGUGAAAAGAAAUAGGAAACUGAUAGUAAUAGGUGAAACGAGUAAACCAAAUGACAUUGUUUUGAGAAUGAGAAGAUCUUGUAGAUUUGAAAAAGAGAUUUUGAUAGGAGUUCCCGAUCAUUCUCAACGUGUCAAAAUAUUGGAAUCUCUCACCGAGUCACUUGUUCUCUCCAAAGAUGUCAAUUUUAGUACGAUUGCGGACAGAACUCCUGGUUAUGUUGGAGCAGAUUUGAAUCUUAUAAUUAAAGAAGCUGCUUUGAAUGUUUACAGGAAGAUAAUAAAAGGAAUCAUUAAUGAGGCUAAAAUUUCUAUGGAAGAUCUACAGUAUGCUCUAACUGUGGUAAAAGCCUCCACUCAAAAAGGGUGCAUUUGGCACAUCGAUGUCAGUCCCGUCCACUGGGAUGACAUUGGUGGAAUGGAAAAAGAAAGAAUUAAGAUGCACAUUGAAUGGCCUCUGUUGUAUCCCGACUCUUUUAAGAGAUUAAAUAUACCGCAGCCAAAAGGUAUAUUGUUGUUUGGACCUCCCGGAUGUUGUAAGACUACCCUAAUAAGAGCAGCGGCCACUUCCUGUAAUGCUACUUUCUUGGCUGUCAGUUCUGCACAGAUCUAUUCUCCGUUUGUUGGAGAUUCAGAGAGAGCUAUAAGGGAGAUAUUUCAUCGGGCUCGACUGGGAGCUCCCUCCAUGAUAUUUUUUGACGAGAUCGAUGCUCUGGUUGGAAAGCGUGGGUUUGGUGCAAGUCGAGACGUACAAGAGAAAGUUUUAUCUACUCUACUUAAUGAAAUGGAUGGCAUCGGAACUAAAUCAAGUGAAAUUCAAGGAUCAAAGAUAUUAGAAGGAGAAGAUUAUAAAUCUGAAAAGGAAGAGUUAGAAGCAAGGAAUAAUGCUCGAGUAAUCGUGGUGGCCGCCACAAAUCGACCCGACAUGCUGGACGAGGCAGUCCUCCGUCCUGGACGAUUCGAUGUCAUUCUGGGCAUUCCUCCACCAGACGAAAAGGCCAGGGAAUCCAUUCUUAGAGUCCUGACCAAAAAAAUGCCGCUGGAAGACGUCAAUCUAAAAGAGAUAGCUUCAAGAACGGAAAUGUUUUCAGGUGCAGAUUUGGGAAAUUUGUGUAGGGAGGCUCUGUUUGGUGCCAUCAGGAAAAAUGGUGUUGAAGUGACCAGUGUACAGAUGGACGACUUUUUAACGGCACUUGAAAAUGUAAAGCCGUCCCUCGACCAACAACAAUUGGAGGAAUUUAGAAAAAUGGCAAGAAGAUACGAUUGUGCCGGGUUGGUCGAUAUUUUGAGAGAAAAGUUUUGAUCUCUGGCAAUUCAAAGAUGAGUUCCGGUAAGCAGAUUCCACCACAUACAAACCCCAAAAUAAGGUUCUGCAUUGCUAACACGCGACCUAAAUCCACUUCUAUGUGAAGACGACUGAACAUCUUAAUGUUGAGAUCAUCGUCAAUUGGAAAUUGUUAUGGGGUAUGUAAUUAUUGUGGUUGAACAGAUGUUAGAUGGCGCAUCUCAAUCAUUCUUGUAACGACUUGUAUCUACAAUAGCCAUUGUAAUAUUUAUAAUUACAAAAAGUGAAAAUGAUUACCAAAAACUCAAAAUGGAAAACAAUAAAGGGAUUAUUGAAAAAUUCAGUAGCAUAUUCCUUGAAGAAAUCAAAUA